GCUGGGUCCCGUGAGCGCGGCGGGGGGGGGGCGGGGGGGGCGUAAGGACGGAGUAAAGCGGGAGUAAACCCGGAGUAAGGGCGGAGGAAGGGCUGAGGAAGGCCCGCGGAGCGCCGCCGUGCUGUGCCCGCGGCUGGGGGAUGCCGAGCGCCGCCAUGAAGAAGAAGGUGCUGCUGAUGGGUAAGAGCGGCUCGGGGAAGACCAGCAUGAGGUCCAUCAUCUUCGCCAACUACAUCGCCAGGGACACGCGGCGGCUGGGCGCCACCAUCGAUGUGGAGCACUCCCACGUGAGGUUCCUCGGAAACCUGGUGUUAAACCUCUGGGACUGCGGAGGCCAGGACACGUUCAUGGAGAACUACUUCACCAGCCAGCGGGACAACAUCUUCCGCAACGUGGAAGUCCUCAUCUACGUCUUCGACGUGGAGAGCCGCGAGCUGGAGAAGGACAUGCACUACUACCAGUCGUGCUUGGAGGCCAUCCUCCAGAACUCCCCCGACGCCAAGAUCUUCUGCCUGGUGCACAAGAUGGACCUGGUGCAGGAGGAUCAGCGGGAUCUGAUUUUUAAGGAGCGUGAGGAAGACUUGAGGCGCCUUUCCCGUCCCUUGGAAUGUGCUUGUUUUAGAACUUCCAUCUGGGAUGAGACACUCUACAAGGCUUGGUCCAGCAUAGUCUAUCAGCUGAUCCCCAAUGUCCAGCAGCUGGAAAUGAACCUGAGGAACUUUGCUCAGAUCAUCGAGGCAGACGAAGUGCUUCUGUUUGAGAGAGCCACUUUCCUGGUCAUUUCUCACUAUCAGUGCAAAGAACAGCGGGAUAUCCACAGAUUUGAGAAAAUCAGCAACAUUAUUAAACAAUUCAAGCUAAGUUGCAGUAAGCUGGCCGCUUCUUUCCAGAGCAUGGAAGUGAGGAACUCUAACUUUGCUGCUUUUAUUGACAUCUUCACCUCAAACACAUACGUGAUGGUGGUUAUGUCGGACCCUUCAAUACCUUCUGCAGCUACGCUGAUCAACAUCCGCAACGCCAGAAAACACUUCGAGAAGCUGGAGCGAGUGGACGGACCAAAGCACAGCCUGCUCAUGCGCUGAGCGCCGGCCGACGCACCUGGUCGUUGGGGGGAGAAAAAGUGAAUCGGAACUACUUUUUUAGGAGAAUCUAACAAUGUGGAUGUCUUUGUGGGUUUUGAAAUGAGUGUGCUGCUUACCACCGCAAUCUUCUUUAUUGUUUCUCCUUUUAACGUUGGACACUAGUCACUCGGAUGAUGUCUGGAUACACUGCGGACCUUCAAAAGAGACUUCCUGGCGUGUGUGGGGUUGGGAAGAAGUAAGGACAGGUGAUGUGCACGUGGUCUCAUGCUCCUGGCUGUCAUAGUGGCACGUGGCAGAGCCUUUCUGGAUGUUCUGCUCCCAGGUGAUUGUAUAAAUCACAGGGAUGGAGUAUUUACUAUUUUAUUGGUAGGUUGCUAGAAUACAUUUAUAAAUUUCUCCUUGUCUUCAGUCACGAAAAUAAAUUUUUUGCUACCGGGGAUUUCAGAUCCUAGAGCUUUGGACACCGUGGGCUUGCUUUCUUCUAAAACCCGGGGCAGCCUUGGCAAGCAGACGUGCCCUCGCUGCCUUUCCCCUUCCCCAGCCUCUGGGGAGUGCCAGCUGAAGGUCGCUCCAGAGUUUCCCCUCGAGAUUUUAAUUUUUUUCUCCAUAUUGAGGCAAAAUUCACUGAGCAGGUGAAGCAGCUGGGAUGCCGUUGGCCUCUUGAUGCUUCCCGAGGUGACGGAAGGUGGCAGCGAGGUGUUCCUGGCGUCCCUGCCCAUCUUGCUGGGGCUGCCGUGGGCAUGCAGGAAUUGUUGGAGCGCGGUGGCUGGGGGCUGUGCGUGCAUGAGCGACGGGAGCCGUGUUCGUGGCGGGCCACUCGGACGGCGUUCGGCACCGGGGUGGCUGUGGCACUGUCUAUUUUUAAUGAGGUUUGAUGCCAUUAAACACAGGAGGAGCAG
This is a messenger RNA of Anas platyrhynchos (mallard), 1981 nucleotides long. Its product is annotated as ras-related GTP-binding protein A. Gene Ontology annotation, cellular component: nucleus; lysosome; Gtr1-Gtr2 GTPase complex. Lineage: Eukaryota; Metazoa; Chordata; Aves; Anseriformes; Anatidae. Gene Ontology annotation, molecular function: GTP binding; GTPase activity. Gene Ontology annotation, biological process: positive regulation of TORC1 signaling; negative regulation of autophagy; cellular response to starvation. The record is from RefSeq and is a predicted model, not a curated record.